CCCUGGUAUCUCUGGGGGCACGGAGGGGCUUUGGGGGCUGCUGGAGGCUCGGGGGUAGAGCAGGAUGCAGCGAGGCAAGGAUGGAACACAGGGAAGUGAGCUCAGAGACGCCAUGUCGGCACUGCGGCCCUGGGCAGGGGGCUCUGGGGGACAGGACCACAGUGCUGAGUGUGGCCUGCCCCACCCAGAGCCCCCUCAGGGCUGCCGCUGCCCCUCUGCCUGUUGUGGCAGGUAGGGGCCGUGCAGAGCCGGGCCCUGCGGUGGGGAACAGCAGCACGGAGCCCCCCGGCACGCCGGCCCCCGGGUGGGGCUGCGCCUGGAGCCCCCCCGAGCAGAGGGGCGAGGAGCCCCUGCGGCUGCCCACCUUCUCUGCGGCCGCCCAGGCGCGCGUGGCCGUCACCUUCGGCCUGUUCGCGCUCUCGGCCGCCUGCAACCUGGCCGUGCUGCGGGCGGUGGGCGGCCGGGGCAGCGGCCGGCGCCCGCACAUCCGCCUGCUGCUGCGGCACCUGGCCGCCGCCGACCUGCUGCUCACCGUGCUGGUCAUGCCGCUCGACGCCAUCUGGAACAUCACGCUGCAGUGGCGGGCGGGCGACCUGGCCUGCCGCCUGCUCAUGUACCUGCGCCUGCUGGCCAUGUACGCCUCGGCCUUCGUCACCGUGGUCAUCAGCCUGGACCGGCAGGCGGCCAUCCUGCGCCCGCUGGCCAUCGCCCGCGCCCGCGCCCGCAACCGCGCCAUGCUGCAGGCGGCCUGGCUGCUCAGCGCGGGGCUGGCCGUGCCGCAGCUGUUCCUGUUCCACACCAUCACCCUGCAGCCCCCGCACAACUUCACGCAGUGCACCACGCGCGGCAGCUUCCCCCGGGCCUGGCACGAGACCCUCUACAACAUGGUGGGCUUUGCCUGCCUCUUCCUGCUGCCCCUGCUCAUCAUGGUCUGCUGCUACGCCCGCAUCCUGCUGGAGAUCUCCCGCCGCAUGGGCUCGGGCCUCUUCUCCUCGCGGGACGCGUCGCUGCGGUGCUCCAGGAACAACAUCCCGCGGGCGCGGCUGCGCAUGCUGCGGAUGAGCCUGGUCAUCGUCUCCUCCUUCAUCCUCUGCUGGACCCCCUACUACCUGCUGGGGCUCUGGCACUGGUUCUGCCCCCGCGCCGUGGAGAAGAGGAUCUCGCCGGCCCUCACCCACGUCCUCUUCAUCUUUGGCCUCUUCAACGCGUGCCUGGACCCCAUCACCUACGGGCUCUUCACCAUCCCGCUCCGGGGGGGCUGGGGCUGCCCAUGCAGGCACGGCCCCCCGGCCCAGCCCCCCUCCCCACCCACGGGCUCCUUCCGCUGCUCAGCCUCCUCCCUGCCGCCCCAGCCGGCGGCCCAGGGGCUGGGCAGGCCCCGAGGGGCUGCCAGGGACCCCUCGUGCCACAGCAGCUCCCUGUGACACCAGCUGGGGGCCGCGGGGCAGGGGGCCUGGCGGCGGGGUCAGCACAGCUCCAUGGGGAUGGAGGCACUGCUGA
Zonotrichia leucophrys gambelii is the source of this 1500-nucleotide messenger RNA. Its product is annotated as putative gonadotropin-releasing hormone II receptor. The transcript is spliced from 3 exons. Gene Ontology annotation, biological process: G protein-coupled receptor signaling pathway; cellular response to hormone stimulus. Gene Ontology annotation, molecular function: peptide binding; G protein-coupled receptor activity; protein-hormone receptor activity. The record is from RefSeq and is a predicted model, not a curated record. Gene Ontology annotation, cellular component: plasma membrane. NCBI's taxonomy places the organism in Eukaryota, Metazoa, Chordata, Aves, Passeriformes, Passerellidae. Bases 81 to 1424 code for a protein of 447 amino acids.